Molecule: messenger RNA, 1881 nt
Organism: Gadus macrocephalus (Pacific cod)
Lineage: Eukaryota; Metazoa; Chordata; Actinopteri; Gadiformes; Gadidae
Gene: acbd4
Product: acyl-CoA binding domain containing 4
Exons: 11
Coding region: 204-1532 (442 amino acids)
Biological process (GO): autophagy of peroxisome; fatty acid metabolic process
Molecular function (GO): fatty-acyl-CoA binding
Source: RefSeq, a predicted model, not a curated record
AUAUGACGUGACACGGAAGUGUUUUCUCGGUCAAGUCAAUUCUCAAGUCGACGUUAGUGCCUAUAAACUUAACUUUUGUAAGAUCUUUAACUACGUUGAUAAGUCCCAUUUACCAGAUCUCCUUGGGACUUUUGGGGAUUAGUGUAUCUUUCUUGUUUACAUGUUCACAUGGUGGUUAUGGACAGUGUAAAAGGACAAUACAAAUGAGUGUUGACUACCACAUUCCGAGGAGACCGGACAGCACCCUCCCACUAUCGGCCAUGCCCGUACCCACUGUGGCCGAACCCGCACUGGACCACCAGAGACGCUUUGAAGCUGCAGUGGAUGUCAUCAAAAAGUUACCUAAGAAUGGGCUCUACCAGCCGUCCUACAGGGUCAUGCUGCGCUUCUACGGCCUCUACAAGCAGGCCGUCUGCGGGCCGUGCAACCAACCCCGGCCCGGGUUCUGGGAUCCGGUGGGCCGCUACAAAUGGGAUGCAUGGAGCCGUAUGGGGGGGAUGAGCAGUGAAGGCGCCAUGGCGACUUACGUGGAUGAAAUGAAGAAAGUAGCAAAGGAGGUCCUGGAAACGCUGCCGGUGAACGAGAAGACGGCGUCCCUCAUCCAUCACUUUGAGCCCCUCUACCUGGUGGUGGACGACAUGCCUCUCCCCCCGCAGGAACUUCUAGACCUCCGCCAAGGUGUGAAUGGCAGCAGGCCGGAGAAAUACCCAGAAGACAUGAAGAUGAGUGAAGAUGAAGAUGAGGGACAUGAGGAGGCUGAAGAUCUGGCUGCUCCCUCUCUAGAGACAGGCCCCGGGGUCCCAGAGUCACCAGAGUCACCAGAACUGUCAGCCAACCCACUGAAUGACUCCGGGCUGUCUGAGGGACUGGCGCCCACCAGCGACUCGGAGAGCGAGAUCUUCUGCGACUCGUUGGAUUCAGAGGAGCAACUUCUCAACACAAAGAUCAAGACCAACGGGUUCCAGAACGGGCACUCGGACCCUUCGUCACACCAGCCCUGGAGCCACGAGACCGUUGCCGGGGCAACGCAGGUGGGGUCGGGUCAAGGUGGCGAGGGGGCGGGGGAGGACAAAGGCCCGAGGAGGAGGAGGAGUCACAGUGGGAGAGGCGGUCCCGAGCAGGGCUGGAGAGAACGUGGCGCCCCUCCUGGCAGCCCCAGACCUCCCGGUCGUGGGGCUCCUAAUAUGGGCGGGGGCGGCAGGGGCGGUCCCGAGGGCGGGGCUGAGCGGCUGCACGACGCCCAGCUGCAGCAGCAGAUCGUGGUGGCCCUGCGGCGGCUGAGGGAGGACAUGCGCAGCGUCAUGGAGCGUCUGGAGGCGGUGGAGCAUCUCGCCGCGGCACACGCCCAGAACGAGGACUGGACGCUGUGCUCCCAGUGUGCAAACGCCUCAAACUCACCGGAGGGGGAGAAAUGGUGGCCGUUCGACGUGUCGGGCCACACCCUGCUGCUCCUGCUCAUGUGGCCCCUGGUGGCCCAGGGCCUCGUGAUGCUGCUGCGGCGGGCCCAGAAGAGAGGCUGUGUGUCCUCCUGAAGGGCCCCCAGGGGUCGGACGUACUGUGCUGCCCAGACCGCAGUGACCCUUCUCAGUGCAAUGGUGUGGUGUGUUCAGAAAGAGAAGGAACUUGGGUCUUUUGCGCAAACUCAGCAGUAGGAAGGGUCAAGGGAAUGAAUUUAGUGGACACACUGGAAAUGAUGUGAAGAGAUGUUUCAGGAUUUGUCUCGCCUUGUAAAACACAACUUUAAAAAACCUGUUAUUAAAUUAUUCUUAAUUGAUUGUACAUAGGUUCUGAUUGUGAUGAAGUGACGAUUGCAGAUCUGUAUUUGAAGUUUGGACGACAAUGGAAACAAUAAAACAGAUAUCCCAGCAAGAAUAUAAUAUA